This is a messenger RNA of Acanthamoeba castellanii str. Neff, 765 nucleotides long. RefSeq lists its product as uncharacterized. Gene Ontology annotation, biological process: RNA splicing. The coding region runs from base 1 to 765 and encodes 254 amino acids. NCBI's taxonomy places the organism in Eukaryota, Discosea, Longamoebia, Acanthamoebidae. The transcript has 6 exons. The record is from RefSeq and is a predicted model, not a curated record. Gene Ontology annotation, cellular component: nucleus.
AUGAGCCGCUAUGGCGGGGACUCGUGGGCUGCGGGUGCUGCCCACCGCCGGCACAAGGUGGCGGAGCUGAUGGGAGACAAGGCCGAAGGGGAAGUGACGCGGUGCUCCAAUGGCCGGUACGCAUGCACGGUGUGCGCGCACCAGCCUGUGUUCGACACGCUGCCCAUGUUCGCCAUCCACCAGCAGGGCCGUAAGCAUCAGGCGGUGCUGGCGGCCCGAAGGCGGGCAACCGGUCAUCAGGACCACUCGCGCAAGCGGCCCUUUGCUGAGACGCAGCCGUCUCGGCCCCAUCGCCCGCUCGCCACUGCGCCCUCACCGUUCUCGGCCGCACCCUCGCCUCCGGCCGAACGACAAUCGAGACCACCACAACCGCGCGACACCGCUGCUGCGCCCGCGUCGCUGCCACCUGCUCCCGACCCGCACCUCUUCUUCGCCCACCCUUCCGCACAGCCCGACUUCCCGCGUCCCACCUUCCCGCUGACGCCCUACUCAAGCCACCACCCAGCUUCUCGCUUUCCUCAGCCUCUCCAACAGCCCAACGUGCACGAUGACGAAACUCUGAGGGAGCAGAGCAAGAAACGGCGCAUGGAGCAGGAGUACUACGACAAGCUCCGUGAGUUGGGCUGGCGGCGGCGGGCUGACGGCAGCCUCGAAAAGGACCCCGACGUCGAGUGGGACUCAGACGCGGACGAGUCACCACCGCCGCCACCGCCCGGCAUCCACAUACCACCAUCACACUGUCCGGCAGGCGCUCACUCCCCGUGA